Messenger RNA from Penicillium macrosclerotiorum, 921 nucleotides. RefSeq names its product putative GATA transcription factor (AreB). Gene Ontology annotation, molecular function: zinc ion binding; DNA-binding transcription factor activity, RNA polymerase II-specific; RNA polymerase II cis-regulatory region sequence-specific DNA binding. The transcript is spliced from 3 exons. NCBI's taxonomy places the organism in Eukaryota, Fungi, Ascomycota, Eurotiomycetes, Eurotiales, Aspergillaceae. The coding region runs from base 1 to 921 and encodes 306 amino acids. Gene Ontology annotation, biological process: negative regulation of transcription by RNA polymerase II; positive regulation of transcription by RNA polymerase II. The record is from RefSeq and is a predicted model, not a curated record.
AUGGCAAAUAUUAGCUACGCGACCGCAUCCCCGGCUGCUACGACUGGUGGACAGGGCAACAAUCCGCCCGUCUGCCAGAACUGUGGUACCUCCACUACUCCCUUAUGGCGCCGUGACGAGCUGGGCUCUGUUCUUUGCAACGCCUGUGGAUUAUUCCUCAAGCUGCACGGGCGGCCUCGUCCGAUAAGCUUGAAGACUGAUGUGAUUAAAAGUCGCAACCGUGUAAAGACCGGGCAGGGCCCCAAACGAAAGUCUGGCGGCCCCGUCGAUUCCAACGGCCUGGCAGGACAACCGGAGGCUGGAACUCCCCCUCUUGGCUCCCAUGGCUACCGUCGCGCGUCGCGUAAGAUGUCCCCGGGUCACUCGGAUCGCUCGAACUCCCCCCUGUCGCGAACGGAGACGCCUGGCUUUGCUUCAAUGCAAGCGCAUAAUUCGAAUAUUGCACCACAGCACAUGUUCGACAGCGUCACUCCUGGCGGCAAUGCUCUCACCUCUGGCAGCCUUCCUUCUCUUCCAUUGCGGCAGCCUUCUCCCUCUGCUGUGGAUCGUCAGCUUGAAUCACCCCAGACAUUCGAAAGUCUUCUGGCCCUCAAUACCUCUCUUAAGACACGCGUCAGUGAGCUUGACUUGAUCAAUGAGCUUUUCCGUGGUCGCGUGGCCGAACUCGAGCAGAGUGACGCUAGUGCGCGUCGAUCGGAGAUGAUUGCGCGGGACUCCGAGGCUCGCCUGCGCCGGUCUCUGGAGGAGUCACAGCGUCGUGAGGAUGACCUUCGGCGACGCGUCAGUGAUCUCGAACGCCAAAUGGGUACCGGCGAUUUGGAUAGCUCAGAACCCCAAGCAAAGAGAAUCCGGCUAUCCGAUGUGGUAGAACAGUCGUCCGAGGAAUCUCCUUCUCAAGCCAAAUCCCCCAAGAGCCCUUGA